AUGUUGGUCCUUCCUACGCGUCGCUCGGUCUACCGCGUGUUGCCGACCUCCUUGUUUGACUUACUCUUUCCCUCCAUCUGCUCUCGCGAGUUCGACCCUGUAGACCAUCGUGAGCUCUUCCUUCUUGUCACUGUUGCUCUUGCUCGUGCUGAUCUCCGACGUCUUUGGUUCGACCCUAUAAUCGUGGCCGGGACGAACACGUUGCCUUUACCUAUGCCAGACUAUCACGAAUUGAGGGAAAAACUGGACCUGCUCGGAGAACAAACGCGUUUUGUCGACCUUCGAGAGCUCUAUGGAUCCCCCUCAGGAUACGAAAUCCCAUUAUCGACAUGGAAAGACAGCGUUCUUCGUCUCACCUGUGAACUGGACGGUCUCGAUAUUCUUGCUUCUGACUCUGGCGAUUCGUCUACACAGGUCUACACCAGGCGGCGAUCGACCUCCUCCUACCGCCGAGUCGCGACAGAGUACUACCAUAGACUUCCCGAUCACCGAUUCCCUCUCCACGUCCAGGCCGGCGCUACGGGACGUGGCACGAUUGUUCUCCCUCUAGCUUGUCCCGAUGAUAAUGCGAGCCUCCAAGCAAGGGAUGUUCUUUUGGCGAAAAUGAGUUGGCAGCCCGUGAAUCGUAUGGCUGAGGAUGAGACUCUGCGCAUCAUCCGGAGAAAAAUUCCGAAGGCUUGGAUGAAGCACGUUACAGAUCUCAAGUGUUCGACGACGCUCAACGGCGACACCUUAAACCUACCCAGGAAGGACCUGAUGGUUUUUAUUGAGGCGCGCGUGAAUGCCGUCGCUGCUCUCAGGAAGCCGAAACGAAGAGGGCGUGUUGACAAACACGAGGACUUUUUGGAGAUGGCCGAUGCGUUCAUAGGCCAGGACUACAAGGAGCGCGUCCUUCGAGUUCUAGUCACCCCCAGAUAUCUGCCGUUGUGUGAAGUCAAUAACUUGACGGAGUUCAAGACCGUCUUCAGGGAUGUCGCGAAAGUUCACUACGUUAUCUACACGAGCUGCAACAUUCUUCACCGUGAUCUGAGCGUCAACAACAUCAUGUUCACGCGUCAUGACGAGCAAGUUGUCGGAAUUUUGAACGAUUGGGAUCUUGCCGCCUCGACGUCACCGAAGGACGAGGCUACAUCCAAGCACCCUCCCGGCACAGUACCCUUUAUGGCUCUCGAUCUUCUCUGGAACGCUGGGAACGGGAAGCCUCAACCGCACGAGUACCACCACGACCUACAGUCCUUUCUGUGGAUCCUGAUAUGGUGCGCGUUCUCCCUUCGCUUUAACGCGAAUCAAGUCGAAUCGGCGAAGCUGCCCGAUAUGAUCCAAGAGUGGGCGGCAACAGACGCUUCAAGUUGGAGGACGAUCGCAACCACCAAGUGGACCUUCGCGGGGAUGGGCGAGAGCUAUUUGACGUUUAUGACACCUGAGAUGAAACCUUUGAGGAAAUCUUGGAUUCGUCCAGUCCUCCGCCAAUUGCGUGCUUUCGCCUGGUCUAACACGAAUGUUGUUCAUUCCGAGUCCGAGGAGGAAUCUGGUCCUGAUUCAGAUCGAGCAGAGGAAGAUACGGAUACAGGGAAGAAGGACGUCGGCUUCACUUUCGUGAAUAUCAUGAAGGUCCUGGAGCGCGAGAUGGAGAAGCCAGACGUUACUGUGUGGGACCAUGGACCUCCCGUCCCGACUGUUGAUUGA
This is a messenger RNA of Stereum hirsutum FP-91666 SS1, 1686 nucleotides long. RefSeq lists its product as uncharacterized. The transcript has 2 exons. Lineage: Eukaryota; Fungi; Basidiomycota; Agaricomycetes; Russulales; Stereaceae. Gene Ontology annotation, biological process: protein phosphorylation. The record is from RefSeq and is a predicted model, not a curated record. The coding region runs from base 1 to 1686 and encodes 561 amino acids. Gene Ontology annotation, molecular function: protein kinase activity.